Molecule: messenger RNA, 8283 nt
Organism: Branchiostoma belcheri (Belcher's lancelet)
Lineage: Eukaryota; Metazoa; Chordata; Leptocardii; Amphioxiformes; Branchiostomatidae
Product: zinc finger SWIM domain-containing protein 8-like
Exons: 29
Coding region: 864-6428 (1854 amino acids)
Cellular component (GO): Cul2-RING ubiquitin ligase complex
Molecular function (GO): zinc ion binding
Source: RefSeq, a predicted model, not a curated record
CUGCGUUGCGAAUUUCCAAUUGUGUCGCCAAACCGGUGCCAAUCCCUUCAUGCGGAGCCUCCCAUCUGCCAUGUUGCCUUUGUUUUGCUGGGCCAGGUGGGAAGAGAGGAUUGUGAGGAAAGACCGAGGAGGACGGAAGAAACCAAGCUUUCUCCCGCGCACUUGGGGCCUGAAUCACCCCGGAAGGGCGGGAUCCUGCCUCCACAGUCCCCCAAGCAACCUUCCAGGCAUUUCUACUGCAUGGAACAACCUGGACUGACUCAAGACCCAGGAAUGGCACGGGGAAGGUAGAACUCUGGAAAGAAACCUGUUCGUCGCUUUUUUAAACUGAAGGGAGACCCCAUGUAUUGUUUGAACUAAAGGCACGUUGACCUGUGACCCAACAGUAUAACACACUACACCAGGGUUGAGAACAAAGGUUGAAGACCAAGGAAUGGCCCAGACAAGUCAGAACUUGUGAAAGGAAGGAAACUGCUCCUUUUAGAAAAGAGUUCCCCUGUGGUGUGACCUGCCAGGUGUAAGGUACACAAGGGGCAAGCACUGAUCUAGGAGAGGUUUUGAAGGAAGUAGACCAAAGAAUGGCCCAGGAAAGCUAGAAACUGUAAAAGAAAACUGCUCCUUUAUGAAAAGAGGUCCCUUAUAGUGUUUGAAGGGACUGUAACUUGUGACCUACUGCUGUAAACUACACAAGGAGUAAGCCAAGAGGUUGUGAAGUUUGAAGAUCGAGGAAUGGCCCAGAAAAGCAAGAACUUUUAAAAGAAAACUGCUCUUCUGGUGGUUUGAAGACACAGUAGCCUGAAGUGCUGUGGUGUAACAUACACAAGGAUCGAGUUGAGAAGGGAGAGGGGAGGUCCUCCGGAACGAUGGACUUCAUGUUCGCUGGAGGAGAAUGGGAUGAGGGGGAGAGAUUCUCCUUCGAAGACAGCGACCGUUUCGAGGAGGAUUCGCUGUGCUCGUGGAUCAGCGAGCCGGAGAGUCUGUGUAACAACUGGCGGGGAUGGAAGAGGCAGAACGGGAACCAGGGAGCCCUGUCUGCUCAGGAAGGCCCAGUGGUUCCCCUGGUUGAGCUAUCUGCGAGGCAGGUGGCACAGCACAUUCCAUUUGAGGUGGUGGAGAGAGUUUACCCGCCGGUUCCUGAACAGCUGCAGCUCCGCAUCGCUUUCUGGAGCUUCCCGGAGAAUGAAGAGGAUAUCAGGCUGUACUCGUGUCUGGCUAACGGCAGUGCCGAUGAGUUCCAGAAGGGGGAGCACCUGCUCAAGGCCAGGGCAGUCAAGGAGGCGCUACAGAUAGGUUUCCACCUAAGUGCGACGGUGGUGCCCCCACAAGGCCUGCCGCAGCCCAAGGGUUCGUUUAACGUAGCGGUGGUGUUUGACCGUCGGCGAAUCACAGCGUGCAGCUGCACCUGUAACAGCACAGCCAAGUGGUGCGCUCACGUCGUCUCACUGUGUCUCUUCAGGAUACAUAAUGCGGGUGCAGUGUGCCUGCGGGCUCCUGUGUCAGAGUCUCUCUCCCGUCUCCAUAGAGACCAGCUGCAGAAGUUUGCUCAGUACCUCAUCAGCGAGCUUCCUCAGCAGAUCCUCCCCACCGCGCAGCGUCUGCUGGACGAGCUCCUGUCGUCCCAGGAGACGGCGAUCAACACGGUCUGCGGCGCUCCGGACCCAACGGCCGGACCCUCCGCUAACGACCUGCCGACAUGGUUCCUGGACGAACAGACGCUCCACGAGAACAUCAAGAAGAUGCUGAUACGAUUCUGUGGACCUGCUCCGAUCGUCUUCAGUGAUGUAAACUCGCUGUACCUGUCGACCACGGCUCCCCCCGCUGCAGCGGAGUGGUCCAACCUUCUCCGCCCGUUGCGCGGCCGGGAGCCGGAGGGCAUGUGGAACCUGCUGUCCAUCGUCAGGGAGAUGUUCCGCCGCCGGGACAGCAACGCUAUCCCACUGCUGGAGAUCCUCACUGAGGAGUGUAUAGGCUGUGAUCAGAUUGUGAUCUGGUGGUUCAACACACGGACGACAGAGGCGCACGGCUCGACCCACAGUAACCGCGCCACCAGCAACAACAGCAGUGCCAACAUCUCCCAGCACGGCGCGGCAGGGCUGUGUGACGAACUAGUGGUGCUCUGGAGACUGGCUGUGCUGAACCCUGCACUCAAGGCCUUCGACAGGUGGGAGAUGGAGCACCAGCUGAAGCAGUGGCACGUGUUCGUGGUCGACAAGGCGCGGAAGAGCCGCGGCGGGAACAACGCCAUCACGCCCUUCGACAUCGAAGUCUUCCCGGGCUUCAAGCCCGCCAUCGAAGCCUGCCAGGUCGGCUGGGAGGAUUUCCCGCUGGAGAACGUUCCUCACCUGGACGUGACGCUGCGCGACCGGGAGAAACGUUCGGCAGGAAUCCCGAACGAGGACAUGGGCGUCUUCGUGUCGAUGAGCGCGCAGCUCGCGGAGUGCGCGUUCCGUCAGCAGGGAGGAGCCGGCGCGCAGGCCGGUAGUAUGGACGCUACGGUUAGCGGUCAGAAGGACUCACACCGAGCGCAGGAGAACGAGAGAAGGCAGGAGAGGAGAGUUAGUGCGGACGAGGCCGUCGACGAAGGCGUUCCGACCUUGGACACGUCGUUUUCCGAACUCCAGGACGGGGACGACUCGCUCGACCUUGAGGAGAGUGACCUCCCGCCUCAGGACGAAUCGUCGGCUUCCAAAUCAGGGACUACGGAGGCGGAGGAGGUGGGUGUUGCCAUGGCAACGGUGAAAUCUCAGGUAUCAAUUUCAGGAGCUGACGUAGCCGGGACUGAAGCCGGCCCCGCGUUGGCGCCCUCGCAUUCAGAAGCUGUGGAUAGUAGUAGCGAUUUUGAUCAUGUUCCGUCAUCCUCAGGUGUAAACAGGACUCCACAUUUGCCGCCCGCUGAUUCGAGUUGCGUUUCAGACGAGACUGACAGCAGCUCCGAUUUGCAGCCCGCGGAUUCGGCUAGGACUAGCAAAUCAAAGCUGCAGGCGAAACUCACCAAGUCGCCCGACAAAUCCCCCCAAAGAACAGUGCGGAGAAAACCGAAACAGAAACCGCUAAAAUCCGACUCAGACCUUUCGAACAACGCCAGCAGCUCUCCGUCAGACGAGGUGGAUUCUGAUUGGAUGAAUGACUCCAGUAGCCAUGGUAACCAUGUGAUUGGCAGUGCUAGAGAGCAGGGGAUCGGUCCAGACGAGUACCAGAUGUAUUAUUAUGAUACCAGUGCUCUCACCCCAAGGAAGCCCAAACCGCCCAAGGAACAGGGAGACAACUACUUUGCUGGGCUCAAGUUUAUAGAUGACCCACUGGAGAUUCUGUACUGCCAGGCGGAGGCCCUCCAUGCUCACGGCUACACCCGGGAAGCGUGCCAGCUGGCUAAAGAGCUGGCCAUGCAGAUGCUGGCGAGUCCUCCCAUUCCAUCAGGACACUCCACAUGCAGAAGCCGGCACUGCCCGUCGGGGAUGACCUGCACGUUUGCGAGCACGACGCUGGCGAAGGCGGCGUUCCUGUGCAGCGUUCUGUUGGAGCAGGCCGACUGCCACACACUCGCCUUCCAGGUCGGGCUCUUCGGAUUAGAGAUGCCGCGACUACCUGCUUGCAGCAAGACUCUCGAGGUAAAACUAGCGAACCAGGAGUCAGAGCUGGUUGGCCUUCUGAAGAAGAUCCCGCUGGGUCCAGUGGAGAUGGACAUGGUUCGUGAGCGCGCAGAGAACCUGCGGAGCGGCAAGUCCCACCAUCGUGGCGAGGCCGUGCUCCCGCUCAUGCUCGCCAGCUUCAUCUUCGAUGCUCUCUGUCUGCCCAACAACUGUAACGGGAGUUCCCGACCAAACAUCCAGGUAAAGGAUCGGCAGCCCACAGACGAACUUAUGGGAUUCGAGGCUGCUGUCACUGCCCUCGGGCUGAAGGCCAAUGUGAGCGAGGCUGAGCAUGCACUUCUGUGUGAAGGCACUAGGAGGCAGCGCGGAGAGUUGGCUCUGGCUAUGCUCCUGCACUACAAGGACGAUCAGACCAAGCUUAGAAAGAUCUUGAACAAACUGUUGGACAAGAACAGUAACCAGCAGUGUAAGACUGCCUCCUGCUAUCCAUCUGGGGUGGCCAAUCAAAGCCCAGCUCACAGGUCCGGUAGCCAAUCAGGCUCCAGAUCUCCCAGCCAAUCAGGAUCCAGGCCACCCAGCCAACCAGGAGCCGGCUCCCGACCUUCCAGCCAACCAGGAUCAAGACCAGCCAGCCAAUCAGCUCCCAUGGAGUCGGAAAUACCAAAGAAGAAAGAGGUGACCUCUGCAUCCCCCAAACCAGUGCCUGCAGGAGCAGAGUCCCAGCAGGCACCAACUGGGGAGCAAAGGACGGCCAGCCCUAAACAGCCCGGGGUUGGAACGGGCCAAACCAACGGGGUACAGGGGGGGACAGCCGAGCCUUUGGAGGGGACAACUGCAGCUGCCGUUGGUCCUGCUGCGACGCCACCUAGCGGGGCGUUUAGAACUGCAGCUCUUCCUGGUCGUGAAACAGGCACCCCUGAAACCGCCGAGCUCAGCGACACCUCCCCCACCCUGGGGCAUCCUCCCCUUGGGGGUUGGGGCAAGCACGCCAGCCCCGGGAGCGACAGCGGAUCCACCAGUGGCAAGUCCAGUGACUCGGUGGCCUCCAGUAGCUCCGGGGACCGAGGGGUGGGGGCCAGGCCCAAAAUGCCACCCAUUGAGAUGUAUGUACUCCCGAGCAUUGCCAUCAGGAGGGGUAAGAAGGGGAGACAUGAGACAGCAGUCCCCACUAUCCCUAACCACCCCAGCGAGGCAUCGGCACACUACAUGUUCGAGCUGGCCAAGACUGUGCUGACCAAGGCUGGGGGAAACAGCAGUACAUCUCUCUUCACACAGCCUUCAGCAUCGUCAGGACAGCAGGGUCCCCACCGUGCGCUGCACAUGUGUGCGUUUGAGAUCGGCCUGUACGCCCUGGGCCUCCACAACUGUGUGUCUCCUAACUGGCUGUCCAGAACAUACUCCUCACAUGUCUCAUGGAUCACAGGGCAAGCGAUGGAGAUCGGCAGUGCUGCCAUCAGCCUGCUGGUAGAACAGUGGGAGGGGCACCUGACCCCACCUGAGGUCGCAUCGCUCGCUGACCGCGCCUCUCGUGCCAGAGACCACAACAUGGUCCAGGCUGCAGCCCAGCUGGCCCUGUCCGUCCUGCCCCACGCCCACGCCCUGAACCCUAACGAGAUCCAGCGGGCGCUGGUCCAGUGUAAGGAGAUGAACUUCGAGAUGCUGGAGAAGGGAUGUCUGGCCGUGGAGCGGGCAGCGAAGGGCGGCGGGGUGCCCGCAGAGGUCCUGUUUGAGGUUGCGCGCCAGUGGUUCUGGUUGUACGAGAAGUCGCUCAACACCGGGGCCAACCGGAACAACCCCCAGAACCCCAACGUGGAACAGGCGACCUCCGACCCGGAGACGUCCCGCACCCCUCCCGACGUUCCCCCGCCAACCGUCGAAAUUAUCCCCUACAGCUGUACUCACCGUCCAAGCCAACGGCGUUGUCGCCCCCCUCGAGCCCCACCCCUACCCCCCUUUCCAACCCUCCCCCUCCCCCCCAACCACAUCCACCCCUACCCCCAGAUCUACGAGUACAUCCCCCACGCUGUCCCCCCACCCUGUGCCACCUCCAGCCCUAUUAACCCCACCUCCCUAACCCCCCAGCCCCACCCCAUCCCCCAAACCCAAAUCUACGACCCUGCCCACCCCAUGCCCCCCCACCCGGGGUAUUACCAGUACACCUUCCCACGUUUCCCCAUGGUGACUUACUCCACAGGCACCAUGGCGCCUACCAGCAUCAACACCAUGCCUGCCACCACACGGCCUUCCUACCGCACCACCCCCUACCCCUCACCUCCCAACGCCCAGGGGACGUACUACCUGCACUCGGCGUACCGUGUCGGGAUGCUGGCGAUGGAGAUGCUCGCUCGCCGGGCGCACGACGACAGGCCCAACACCAAGUUCGCCCGGAAUCCGCCGUACGGGGACAGCGUCAAGUGGCUCUUAGGGCUCGCCAUGAAGCUGGGCCAAACGUACCUGCAGCAGUUCUGCGUCAGCGCAGUCAACGGCAUCUUCAACCCAUUCGUGCUGCAGGAUAUCGCCAUCGAGGCCGCGCACUUCAUGUCCCGAACAAACCACUCACAGGUCGCAAACAACCUGCGCUCCCCCAUCCUCAGCCCCAUCGUACAAAAGUGUCUGCAGAUGUACAGACAGUGUCUGCACCAGAAGCUGUUCCACAUCACGCCGACGGACUACGACGAGUUUGUGGGGAUCGUGCGGACGGCCCGCGGCGCGUUCUGCAUGACGCCCGGCGGGAUGGUCCAGUUCAACGAGCUGCUGCAGAGCCUGCGGCGCUCCAAGUCAUGCAAGCGCGAGCUCUGGCAGAGAAUAGUCGCCGGCCUGGCCGCAGGCAACAUGUAACACCCCUCCGGACAAGUGGUUCUGUCCAGCACCUACUGUGUAGUGCCCACCUGCUGGACCUGUCCACUUUGGUUGUGGGGGUGGGCAGCAUCAAAAAUUUAUUGCAGAUGCUAACCCCUCAGGCUCAGUGGAUCUGUCCAGCACCUACUGUGUAGUGCCCACCUGCUGGUUCAGUCCACUUUGGUUGUGGGGGUGGGCAGCAGGGAAUAUGUAAACCUAAUGCCCACCCCUCGGGACAUGUGGUUCUGUCCAGCGCCUACUGUGUAGUGUCCACCAGCUGGUCUAGUCCACUAUGAUUCUGGGGGUGACUUGAGUAGAAUAGGUUGAUUCUUAUAACACAAUGUUUUAUGAUUGUGUAAAUUCUACUGCUUUGAAAUGCUUUGAGCAGUCCUGAAUUCCAUAGGAGUUACGUUUUUGCAGCCCUGUACAGUAUAACAGAAGUGUACAUUAUCAGUCUUCAAUAUUAUUGUUUCUGUAAUUACAAUUGAUGAUCAUGAAUUUCUUAUAUGCUUGUGUGUGUUGUGUGUGUGAGGAAUGUUUCUAAACUAUACCUAUCCAUUUUUGUACAUGUGUUAACCUUGUACUUCGUUAUUAUGACCAAAAAAGCCCUUUUUGGAUUUAAUUGUCAUUUGAUAUUUGAAACACUGAUGUGUUAGCCUAUCCACAAUGAUAUAGGGUCGAAGGUCAACACUGAAGGUCAAAGGCAGCCAUUUUUUCAUGCGUGGUAGCCAUGAUGUUACCAAAUAAGGUAUUCCAUACCAUAUAAGGUAUUCUAUACCAAAUAAGGUAAUGUUUCAGUUAAAUCUCUGAAAAUAACCUGAUGUAAGACCAGUCCAUUUUGAAAAUGGAUCAUCAAAUAUUGAAACACUAGAACUGAAAGAUUACAGUGUGAAACGUAAUCUUUGUAGUCAAAUCCAUCGAGGCGUUGUGCUAAGAUUUGGUGAAAGUGUUAGAUGUCCUGCAAUUCUCGGUCAGAGAGCAAGGUGGCACUUUUGUACCGACAUUACUCAGGAACACAAAAAAAAGAUCAGGAAAGGGAGACGCCAGGUUAAAAAGCGCCACUUUCCCAAAUGACCGAAAAUCUGCACAAAAAAACUCCGUAGCUAACCUCUUAGAGAUCCAUGGUACAGUACUAGUACUAAGUUAAGAUAAAAAAACCACACAGAAAACAGAAUUACACAAUAUACAACCUAAGAUUUCCGGAGAGUGAAGUCUAUAAAAAAAAAAGUGUGACUUGAUGUAAUGUAAGAAAAAGAAUUUUUCUACCCCUGUAAUGUUGACUGUGAUGUUGACUAUUAAGUCUGUGUGAGGUGUUGUUGUUGUAAUUGUUGGUGAGUCCUGCGCAUGUAUGUGAUGUUGGUAGAAUAGCAUGUUGUUCUGCAUGUUGACAACAGUGAUUUCACAGUAGGCUUAGCAGCGCAGAUAUAGACAAGUCAUACGUGUUUGCUUCAAAGGUUGGGAAAGGAUUUACAAGGUUCCCGAGUGUGCUCCGUUUUCAUACUGUUCCAGUUCUCAUCUUCAUGUUGCCAUUUCAUUGCACCAUUCCUGCAUUGCCUGGCACUGACAUGUUGAAAGAAAUAUUUUGCCAAGGCGAUGCUUUAAUAGUCGUGCUACUGUUCUGUACAUAAGAUGCUAUGUUGAAUGGCUCUAAGGUGUACUUAUACAUUGGACUUUUCAUGUAGAGAUAUUUUUUGUUUCGGCUUCCACUCAGUUUUUCUUCUGCUUUGGCCAUACCAAUUCAGUUUUUUGGUUCUCGGAUUUAAAAAAAGAUACUGCUAGAUUGGGAUAUCUGACAUGACAACAGAGACUGAGAGGAAAGUCUGUAUCUUAGUACACACAGUUUCACGGAGUGGAC